This is a messenger RNA of Mauremys reevesii (Reeves's turtle), 2367 nucleotides long. RefSeq names its product syntaxin 6 (gene STX6). Lineage: Eukaryota; Metazoa; Chordata; Testudines; Geoemydidae. Gene Ontology annotation, cellular component: synaptic vesicle membrane; endomembrane system; SNARE complex. Bases 256 to 1095 code for a protein of 279 amino acids. Gene Ontology annotation, biological process: vesicle fusion; intracellular protein transport; Golgi vesicle transport. The record is from RefSeq and is a predicted model, not a curated record. Gene Ontology annotation, molecular function: SNAP receptor activity; SNARE binding. The transcript is spliced from 9 exons.
GAGGCCCCUCCUCGCGGAAACGGCGACAAGGCCACCUAGGCGCUACCCUCCGUCACGUGACGGGGAGUGGGCGGGCCCCCCGGCGGGGGAGGAGAUUGGGGCUCUCUGGGCUCGUCUCGUUCUUCUGAUCGUUUCACACGGGGCGCCUGGUGGGGCGGGAGAGGGAGGCCGGAACUUGCGCCGUCGCAGCAGGGACACCGAGGCGCCCCCCCCGGGCUGCAGGGAGGGGCCCGGGCGGCGCUAGUGCAGCUGGCCAUGUCCAUGGAGGACCCCUUCUUUGUGGUGAAAGGGGAGGUACAAAAAGCAGUGAACACUGCACAGGGGCUGUUCCAGAGAUGGACGGAGCUCCUGCAAGAUCCCUCCACAGCUACAAGAGAAGAAGUUGACUGGACCACCAAUGAGCUCAGGAAUAACCUGCGGAGCAUUGAGUGGGACCUGGAAGACUUGGAUGAAACUAUUAGCAUUGUUGAAGCAAAUCCUCGGAAAUUCAACCUUGAUGCAACAGAGCUGGGUGUAAGAAAAGCCUUCAUCACAAGUACACGGCAGGUGGUCAGGGAAAUGAAGGAUCAGAUGUCAAAUUCAUCUGUGCAGGCACUGUCUGAAAGAAAAAACAGGAAGGCACUGCUGGGAGAAAGUGGAGGUCAGAGUUGGAGCUCUGGAUCAGAUAAAUAUGGCGGUUUGGAUCGAGAGCUACAGUUAGCCAAUUCACACUUCAUUGAGGAGCAACAAGCUCAGCAGCAGUGCGAUCUGGAUUCUGUUCCAUCAUAUGCAUCAUCAGAAUUGCUACUAAGUUCCAGUCUCUUCCACCCAUUAAAGUUGAUUGUGGAGCAGCAGGAUGAGCAAUUGGAACUGGUCUCUGGCAGCAUUGGGGUGCUGAAGAACAUGUCCCAGCGCAUUGGUGGGGAGCUGGAGGAACAAGCAGUGAUGUUGGAUGAUUUCUCUCAUGAGUUAGACAACACUCAGUCACGUCUCGAUAAUGUUAUGAAGAAGCUUGCAAAAGUGUCCCACAUGACCAGUGAUCGACGGCAGUGGUGUGCAAUCAUCAUUCUCUUUGUUAUCUUACUUGUGGUGCUUAUCCUGUUUUUUGUGCUGUGAUGGAUUAACCUCCCUUGGACUUGUGCCCCCCGCCUCAAAAAAAAAAAUGGGGAAAUGAAACUUGGUUACUGUUUCCCUCCACUCUGAGAUUCCUGUCAUGAAAACUUACAUCUGGACCUUACUGUUCUUCUGUGGACUAACACCUAUGGCAUGACUCUUGCAACUUCUUCGUCUGAUUCUAAGCCUCAUCAACUUGCCUGAGGGGAAAAUGAAGGAUGGAUGUGAUCCCAAAUUCUUCUGUACCUGGGACAUACUGCUGUGUGGACAACAGGCCCUCUUCUCUCUCACCAUCCUAUGUGGAGUGGCCUAGAUUUAGACCUAGAAGGGAAAAGGCAAUUCAGAAGGAGUUUACCACUGUUAGUAUUUUCAUCCAUUACAAGUGUGAACCAUAUGAAGCCUGGAAACAUCCUAAGCUGUCACAUAUUCCCCUUUCCCUUGUCAAAUGCCACUCUUGUCAGAUUUAGACAUAGAAUAAUGGUUCCUUGGGACAGUAUUUCAUUGACUACUGGAAGCUGAUCAUCAGCCAAAAGUGCAGCACUUCCAAGCUAAUAAAAGUUGCUCACUAGGAAGGAAAGAAGGCACCAGAGGAGUAGCGUUGAUGUCAGUAAAUGCAUUAAUUUAUACCCUGGCUAUCUUCACUCCAGUGCAAAGCUAUAAAAGACAGAUGUGCGGAGAUAGUAUUUUCAAAAGCAGAAUGUGUAUGCACCCUUAAAAGUAAUCUAAGUGUUAGGAGCAGCAAGGCCUUGGAUCCUGUGGGAUUAAUAAAAUGGGAGAUAUGGCUCAUAACUGCUGACAUGAAAUCUAAUGUGAACUUGUCUGUAUCUAACAGGCUACUGGCACUGUGCUAGAUUGGUCUCAUAGCAGUAUUGAUUUGACCUUCCACAGUUAAGUAAGUAGCUUGGACAUGUUAGAAAGAAUCAUGGGCAAAACAAACUUGCAGGACAUCUCAGCAGAAUCUUACAUACUGUGUAUUUGUGAACUACAAAAAUACUGUGCUGCCCUGCCUGAUGCAGCUGCAGUUCACUGCAGCGCUUUAACUUGUUUCACUGCAAUGUAAGCUAAAAGUUGACAGACUCUAGGCUGAGGGUAAACAUUUUCUAAAACUUUAAACCUUGAUUAUACAAGCCUCAAGCCCACUGAGGGUGCUUUUUGCUGUUGUGUAACUGAAUGACUGCCUUUUUAACUGCUGUUACUGUUUGGCAAGUGAUUUGUCAAGUUUUAAAAUAACAUACAAUAUUUUGAUAAAUAAAUGUCAAAGAUAUUUAAUAUUAA